Messenger RNA from Pseudovirgaria hyperparasitica, 1248 nucleotides. RefSeq lists its product as uncharacterized. The coding region runs from base 1 to 1248 and encodes 415 amino acids. The transcript has 3 exons. NCBI's taxonomy places the organism in Eukaryota, Fungi, Ascomycota, Dothideomycetes, Acrospermales, Acrospermaceae. The record is from RefSeq and is a predicted model, not a curated record.
AUGGUGAAGCAGAUUGCUCCAGCUUCUGGCACGAGACCAUUACCAAUCCCCCUACGUGAGACUGUGACGGAGAUUGAGACUGCGACCGAAACGAUCACGCCCCGGCCUAUCUAUCCGGUUGCGAGAAGAAAGGAACGCCGUGACGGCUAUGUACCCCCUAUGUCGAGGCAUCCACAUGUGACCACGAUAUCGACCACGAUAUCGACCACAAAGGACUUGCCGUAUCUGGCUGGUAUAUUCUGUGACGGCGUUGAGGGCUACUCCAGUGCAUGUGGCUGCAUAGGCGUGUAUCCAAGCACCACCCUUAUUGACGGCCCUGUCGAGACUACGACCACAACAGUUACAGAAUUCACGACCCUGCCUGUGGUGUACAUUCCAACAGGAUCUUACGGCACCGGAACCGGCGGAAUUCCGAGCUUCACGGCCUCACCGACAGGGAUAUGGACCAACUCAAGCACUCCUGACCCGACCUCAUUCACGGAAUCAUACUCGUCCGUACCGUCAGACCCUCCAUAUACAAACUCAAGCAUCCCGACGUCGAGCGCUCUUUACACAAAUGCCAGCACGCCACUCCCAACAUACCCAUACACAAAUUCCAGUACCCCACUCCCAACAUACCCAUACACAAACUCCAGCUCCUCACACCCGACCUACACAAACGCAAGCUCUUCUUCUCCUACGACCCCAUCCUGGUCCAACUCCUCCACGCUCUACCCAACCUUCCCGGCAACCACAACAACAUACACAAACACCCUCCCGCAAACCCAAUAUCCAAACACAACCCUCUCAACAGCCCCCUACGCCAACAGCUCCUCGUCAACUUCGUCAACCUCCCCGACAUCCACCCACAUCAUUGCAACCCCCAUAACCCCGUCCCACACCGCCAUCCCCGCACCCCCAGUCUGCGGCCCCACCGGCGUCUGCGAACACUUCUCGCCCUGCGGACCCAUCGAUAGGCCCGGCAACCCGUGCGUGUGCGCCGGCGCCAUCGAGAAAGACGCCAUUUGCGUCGACCGCAGACAGCAAUGCCGCACUAUGGCACCGUGUGUGAGCAGUGCCGAUUGCGGUAUUAGUGAGAGAUGUGCGGUCAAUAGCUGCUGUGGUGGGCCUGUUUGUGUGCGUAUUGGUGGUGUUUGCGGUAAUCCGGAUAUUGGUACCAUUCCGGGUGGGUUUGGGAGGAGUUUGAAGAGGGGUGUGUUUGGGGAACUUGUGCCAAUGGGGAGGAUGGGAGGUGGGAUUUUUGGGUAG